This is a messenger RNA of Phoenix dactylifera (date palm), 3467 nucleotides long. Lineage: Eukaryota; Viridiplantae; Streptophyta; Magnoliopsida; Arecales; Arecaceae. The record is from RefSeq and is a predicted model, not a curated record.
AUAGGUUACUCGUUAAGAAAAGAAAGAAGGUACUUUGUGUAUGUGACUCUCCCAAAACCUGAUAAUCUGGUGGUUAGCAUCUAAAAGACCAAAUGUGGAAGGAAAUGGAGUCUAAGUUUUGCACUGCAAAGUUUAAUUCAAGCGCAAACCAUCUUGUCGUGCUCUUUUUAUGCAAAUUUUUUUGGCAAGAAUAUAUAUACCUUUUUUUAUCCUUUUUGUUAAAUACAAAGGCGAUUCUCCAUAUCUCAAUUCUCUAUGUCUUCUCGUUAAUUGUUGGGAAGAAUAUUGAUAUCAAUUAUGCAAAAUAGGUUGAGUACAAACAUUGUGUUAAGGUAGUCUACAGGACUAAAACAAUUAUCAAAGGCAGAUACUUUUUUUCUUACUUCAAACUAUGGUUUUAGCAUGCAGCAAUUUCUUAUUAUUGAAGAUUGCCUUUUAGAUUUUAUGCUAAUCAUGCUGUGUGAUUGAUAAGAGUAGAGUUUAUAAAUAUUUGGACAUUGUGUUGAAUUAGUUGAUUUGAGUCUUUGGGGAAAGAGUUUUGGUGUUAGUUUAAUAUAAAUCUUAGAAUGAAUAAAACUGCUCCAUUGGAGACACAGUUGCCAGCAAACACAUGUUCCAUGCAUCCUAAUGUUUCCUAGAAACGUGACUAGGAACUAGAUUGAAUCCAGUUUCUCUAGGAGUAAUUGACAAGCAUGAUAUCAUGAAAUGCCAGGAAUAAUGAAGAAAAAAACCCAGGAAACAACAGGAAAUAUGUAAUGGUAUCUAGGAUGCUGUUGGAUGUGCCACAAAAUUAUGAAACUCUGUGAUUUUACAUUCUUUAAAGUCACAAGUUAUGAUUUCAUAAUAUAAGCUAUUAGAUUGUGGAAAUAAAUUUCACAAAAUCCCUAAACCAUGAAAUUAGAAAUUCUUACUUCGAGUAGAAUUUUCUAGGUUCAUGGCCCCCUCCUAAACAUCUAUAUAUUUUCCAUUAUUUAACCAUCUCCUUUGACAACCAAGGACAUCCUAAAAAUUUUAUGUCUUGAAAUUAAAAAAGACUAUGAACCUUAAAAAUAUGAAUUAUGAUUUUGAAUGGGAUGCACCUACCAGAACUUAAUACUGAUUACUUUCAAAACUGCGCAGCAAAAUGUCAUACAGUGUGAUGAUUAUAUAUUGUGACUUCCGAACUCAUCCAAGACAAUCAUGUUCUAUGUUGAUCUUAAAUUAAUUUUUGACAUAAUUAUCACUUGCAAUGAAGUAUUGGUAGUCGUUCAGAUUUUGCAAAGUUGGUAUAAGGUGACAAUGUUUCUAUCUCUUCAGGAUGAAUAAUUGUAUAUUGUUGAAAUUCCACAGGUUGCAUUGAAAGAUUAAUAGUUAUUCACCAUAUAUUGGGAGAGGGUGAUUCUACAUUUAGAGAGGGGCUGUUGAUUUGUUCUCAUAAGGAAAUGUUGUGCAGAUAUCUAACUUUGCAGAUGAUUCAAGUCCUCUUGGUUAGGUUCUGUCUGGUACACACAUAUGAUUGUCUUUACGAGAUAAAAUUUAGUUUUAGUUAUAUCACUUCCCCCCUUGUAUCUUGGAUUUGCCUUCCAUGGGUUCAAACUUAUGCACUCUUCUUGGAGAAAUAUAUUGAGUGUUUUCAGGUUUUAAAAUAUGAUAUUGAAGCAGAGUGUCUGAUGAAGUCUCCUCAGGGGACUGCCAUGGGACAUAGUAGAACAAGAACUUUAGGUUGCAUGGAUCUGCUUGAGAAGUUGCCUGCCUUGCAACAGCUGCUACUUUGCCUUAUGACUGCUGGGCAGUGAUUCAUGCAAAACAUUUCGGUGGGCCCAUCGAGUGCUGCUGGAGGGUCCUCUCCUCUGUUCAAUGGCCACAGCUGAGGCCAUGAAUAAAUCUAGGAUCAACAGCAGGGUUACAGCAAGAAGCAGCAACGGGAGCUCUAGCUGCAAAAGCAAGGGGUUGGCCGCAGGUUCCAGCAGGAAUCAGCAUGUGGAAGCUCUGGGUUGGAAAAAAGAAUAAAGAGAAGACGGUAGAAGAAAACAGGAGGAAAGAAGGUCUCCCCUCCCAAAUAUUGCACGAGUUUGUGGAUUUUAAGGUGAAAUUGGGAAGCAAGGGAAGAAUUUUGGAAGAUCCAGUGGCUGAAGUUCAUAAUCUUUGAAUUUCUUCUGCUGCAUUCUUAUCGGAGAGGUGAUAGUCUGUAACUCGAAACUUUUAAUCUUGGAGAACAUGGAAGCGAGAUUUGAGAGAGAAACAUGGGGUAGGAAAUCCUUCAAUGAUCUUGUGCAGAGAAAUCCAGCCCAAGCACAUCCUCUUAAAAAUGAUGUGCAAUCGAUAUCCUCUUUAGAGGGAGUUACUGUCAGUAAAUCUACUGUUACCAGAAGCAUGCAAUGCAUGGGAGUGCCAGUGAUUAGGGAACAUGGAUGGCUAAGGAAGCAUGGUACAGAUGCGAUCGUGGCACUUGAAACAAUCCCCGAAUCCAUGACAGCUCCUGGCCCAUCCAAUGCUGUAGGAGGGUUCUCUCCCUCUUCUUCAGCAGCUGCAACACUCACAGUGGAGGCUAUGAAUAAAGCAAAGCAUCGGCUGCCAGGUUCAAGAAGAAAGCGGCGGAUGGAAGCACCAGGAUCAUCUGAGACUGGAUUUGUCGCGCAAGUUGUUACUGUUGAUACUGGCGAGGAUGUUGUAUCCAAAAUUAUGACCUUUUUACAACAAGGACCACGUGCUGUUUGUAUACUAUCUGCAUGCGGGGUUAUUUCCAAAGUGACCUUCCAACAGGCAACGACCUCUUCUGAGACUAUGAUUUAUGAGGGUCAUUUUGAAAUUCUGUCACUUUCUGGCUUGUCGCUGCCAUCAGAGAGUGGGGACCAGUGCAGCCGUGCAGGAAGGCUAAGUGUGUCACUUGCUUUCCUUGAUGGUCGCAUUCUAGGUGGUGUGCCAGGACUCAUGACAGCAGCAUCUACUGUGCAGGUGGUCUUGGGCAGUUUUAUUGCUGAGAACAGAGAAGUAUCAGAUGCUGCACCAGGUGAAGCCAUGGGAGCUUGCAAUCCACCAUCACAAGGCACAUCAAGUGAGUUUUCUGGAAGCCCUAAGAGUCUAGUCUUUGGAAACACUGGCACUUGGAACAGUAAUUAGCUGGGCUGGUUAUAAAUGCAAUGGUGAUUGCUGCUGGGAUAAGAAAUCAGAGUUGAAAUAAUGAGUAUUCUGGCAAGCCUGUGAGCCCACUUAACUGGAAGACUUAACAAGCUGUUGAAGUAAUCUAAUGCUGAUACCCUUGCAAUCUUUGUCAUUGUAUUAACAUUUGUGUUGCUCAUGUUUUUCCUCCUCAAAAUGUAAGUUCAGCCGUUGUUGCAGUGGGAUCCCUAAUCUUGGCGUCAUGUGAGUUUGAGAGAUUCUGGCAUUCAUGUAACUCCUUUUUGAUUUUCUAGCAGGAUGUUGGUUGUAAAAAUCCAACUUGUGUGCAAAUGUUUACAUGUUAAAUAUCACCAUGAGUUUUUCCUUUC